AUGGCGAACGGAUGGAGUCUCAUCGUCGGCCUCAUCUUCGUGGUGGUCUUGUCCGUCUUGGCGUGGAUCUUUAGUCCUAAGGGGGAUAAUCAGACUGUCUUCCGGAGUACCCUGAUCCUGUCCUUCGCGUGUUGUUAUUUGAUGUGGGCGAUCACGUUCCUGGCGCAGUGGCAUCCGCUUAUCGUGCCCAAGCGGUCGGAUAUUCGGCCGGAGCGGGUACCGCAGUGAUUUAUUCUGUUGAUUUCUUUUUCAUCGAUGGAUAGAGAGAUGCUUGGGUUUGGAGGGGAGGUGGUUGUCGUUGCUGGUAUAGGAUGUGAGGAAAGGAUGGACAGGUGGUUUGAAUUAUGCAUGGGAUGAGUAGUUGGUGGACGGUUGGUUGGUUGGGGUGGACGGGUUAUACCAUGAUGGGAUGUGGACUUGUAUGUAUAGCUACGUUUUUUUUUUCUUUUUCUGGUUUGCGUAAUACCAUUACUACCUAUAACUGCCACCUCCAGGUUGGGGUUGGGGU
This is a messenger RNA of Aspergillus heteromorphus CBS 117.55, 508 nucleotides long. Its product is annotated as V-type proton ATPase subunit E. The transcript is spliced from 4 exons. Gene Ontology annotation, molecular function: proton-transporting ATPase activity, rotational mechanism. NCBI's taxonomy places the organism in Eukaryota, Fungi, Ascomycota, Eurotiomycetes, Eurotiales, Aspergillaceae. Gene Ontology annotation, cellular component: vacuolar proton-transporting V-type ATPase, V0 domain. Gene Ontology annotation, biological process: proton transmembrane transport; vacuolar acidification. Bases 1 to 228 code for a protein of 75 amino acids. The record is from RefSeq and is a predicted model, not a curated record.